This is a messenger RNA of Vanessa tameamea, 693 nucleotides long. RefSeq lists its product as uncharacterized. Bases 169 to 624 code for a protein of 151 amino acids. The transcript has 2 exons. The record is from RefSeq and is a predicted model, not a curated record. NCBI's taxonomy places the organism in Eukaryota, Metazoa, Arthropoda, Insecta, Lepidoptera, Nymphalidae.
CCAAGCAAAUCGAUCAUACGUUAAUCCUAAGAAUAUUAUCUUAAAUAGGAAUUAACAGCAAUCAAUGUUAUCUAGGCAUAUAACUCACCCCUGAUAACGUAAAGUAUAAAAACUACAAUAUUUUGUUUCAACAGUACAGUUGUUGGAAAACUAAACCAAAAGCUAAAUAUGAAAUUCUUACUCAUCUCUGCUGCUCUCGUGGCUGUGGCCUUCGCCAGCCCAGUCUUCGUCGAGCCAGGACUAACUGGUCCAUCUCCCAUUGUCAACGACGACUCAUACGAAGGCAUCUUCGCUGAUCCCGCUAUCAUCGAACAGGAUUCAAUCAGCGUUGGCCCUGAAUUUGUUGACGAUGCAGUGAACGCCCCUGUCUCCCCUAUUGUUCAAAUCAUCCUGAACAUCAACUCCCAAACUCAUGUUAUCGACGUGCCCGUAAACCCAGUGGAGGAAAUCCCCCCCACCCCAGUGAUCGUUGUCGAGGAAGCUGAAGAAUCUGAUGUUGUUCCCGAGCCCGUCCUCAUCGGCAACCCACAACUCCCCGUCGUCCCCGCCCCCGUACAAAUCGGAACCCCUGAACUCCCCGUCGUUCCCUCCCCCGUCAUCAUCAUGCCCGAUGAACUCAACUAAAUUUGUAAAGUAAGAUUCAGUUGUUUGUGGACGCUGGUGCUGUAAAUAAAUGUCAAAUACGUUUUGUAA